AUGGCCACCAACGGCCGUCUCAAGGACAUCCUCCCCGCCAAUGCCAAGGCUGGCACCGUCAUCAUGGAGGCCGACGAAGCUGAUAUGACAGAUGCGGUUGAUAGAGUCGCUGGCCUGGGCGCCGAGAAAAAACGCGAGCUGUUCGAGGCGCUCAAGAGU
This is a messenger RNA of Prorocentrum cordatum, 159 nucleotides long. NCBI's taxonomy places the organism in Eukaryota, Dinophyceae, Prorocentrales, Prorocentraceae. The record is from the annotation of a GenBank genome assembly.